UGGCAACGCCCUUUGCAGCUGUGUUUAGCGGGCUGCCAGCUGUUUACUUUUAUUGCGGUUGCACGUGUGCCGCGCACAGAGCAUUAAUUUAAUUUGUUUUUUAAGAAUUGUGCUGCCAAAAUGACUGAUACGGACAUAGUAAAACGCAUUAGAGAAUACUACGAUCGUGAGAAUGGACUGGAAAACUCCAAGAAUGAGAAUUUAAUCACAAACGUAAAAAAUUUCCAGCUACAAGUGCUCAACAUAUUGACAGACCAUCUCAUACCUUAUUCUUAUACCAAUAAUGAUGAAGAGGAAGACGAUUAUGAGGAAUACUUACUACCUGACGAUGAGAAGUCGGCGAAAAAGAAACGCAAGGCGCAUUUGUUAGCCGUCAAAAAAAAUGGGAAGAAAGCAUCUGCAGCCACUUCAACAAUGUCAGACAAUGAUGGAGAGGAUGUUGACGAGCGUAUAGCCUCCAUCAAGAACAAAUUGCGUCAAAAGAAACGACCGACUACAGAGCGUGCACAAAGGAAACGCGAGGCCAAGAAACUUAAGCGCAGUAAAGGAGUACAAAAAAUACUGCUAUCUUCCGCGAAGUCCCUGAAGAAUGAAAAUGUCAAGCAGCAAAAACUGAAAAACGGUUUCGUCAAGCUGGAGGAGAACGGUGAGGAGGCGGAUAGCAAAGCUCAAAUUAAACCUGUCAAAGUGCAACCAGUCUAUAAUGAAGAGGCAAAAAUAGUCUACUCGAAGGUGGACUUCGCUGCAAAUCCCGGCGGCAAGACAAAGAAGUCCCAUCAAAAUCCUCGCGAAAUACUCAAAAAGUUAAAAGACACACGGAAACAAAUCAACGAGUUGAAGGAGCAGGGCGAGACAGAGAAAGCUGCUGAAAUGCAGAAUGAAAUAGCCUGGAAGAAGGCUUUCGAAAAGGUUGAAGGCAAGAAAGUCAAAGAUGACACAAAACUUUUGCAAAAAGCCAUCAAAAAACGCAAGGUGGAGAAGCGCAAGUCUAAGGUCAAGUGGGUAGAACGUAAGGAGCGCGUCGAACAGGACAUUGCAAAGCGACAGAAGAAACGACAAGAAAAUCUAGAUAAACGCAGCAAGGACAAAAAGAACAGAAAGCUGAAGAAAGCAUCGAAGAAAGGUCGCAUCAUAGCUGGUUAUUAGAAUCCAUGGGAUCUA
Messenger RNA from Scaptodrosophila lebanonensis, 1161 nucleotides. It is a transcript of the gene Surf6, whose product is annotated as surfeit locus protein 6 homolog. Gene Ontology annotation, cellular component: nucleolus. Gene Ontology annotation, molecular function: DNA binding; RNA binding. Gene Ontology annotation, biological process: ribosomal small subunit biogenesis; ribosomal large subunit biogenesis. The record is from RefSeq and is a predicted model, not a curated record. NCBI's taxonomy places the organism in Eukaryota, Metazoa, Arthropoda, Insecta, Diptera, Drosophilidae. The coding region runs from base 121 to 1146 and encodes 341 amino acids. The transcript has 2 exons.